AUGAUCGCCAUUUUGCGUGUUGGUGCUCCUGACACAAUUUCCGACUUACUAGAUAUGAUCCGGUCUGGCGUUGAUCUAUCACUGCUUGCGGCACAUGCCCGAAACGCGCGCCUAUCUGAUCCUGCCAUCGAAGAGUCGUUCGCCACUAUUGAGUUCAUAAUUGACGGCCCGAAGGAGCUUCCAUCUCCCACAGCUUUACUUACACAUGUCCCAUCUCGAUCGCCUGCAGACUCUUUUUCAUCCGUGCCUAUCAGUAGAGAGGAUAUUGUGCCUGACAGCGUCAGCAGCAUGACUGGCCCCAGCAGCAUGAACGGCAUCAACAGCAUGAGUGGUGUCAACAGUGUGUAUGAUGGCGUUAGCGGUGUGGAUAGUAUCAACGGUACGGAUGGCAUGAAUGAAGUCAAUCGCUUUGACAGUUUCGACAGGUUCUACACCUUCAACGGGCUCGACGGCUGA
Molecule: messenger RNA, 456 nt
Organism: Lithohypha guttulata
Lineage: Eukaryota; Fungi; Ascomycota; Eurotiomycetes; Chaetothyriales; Trichomeriaceae
Exons: 1
Coding region: 1-456 (151 amino acids)
Source: RefSeq, a predicted model, not a curated record